AUGACCGACACGACAGGCGCCAACUUACCAUCCUCCACAACCUUAGGCCCCGAACCCCCAAUCUUCUUCUUCAAGCCCGACGAACCCCUCGGCGAGUUCUGCCAGUGGUACCCGGCCAAGUUUACCGCCAGCAAGGCCGACAUCUGCGCGGAGCAGUUCAUGGUGUACUGCAAGGCGGGGCGGUUCCGCGACGCGGAGACGCAGAGGCUGGUCCUCGCGACCAAGGAUCCCAAGGAGCAGAAGCGCCUGGCGCGCCUGACGCGGGGGUUCGAGGCCUCCAGCUGGGAUGAGAUCAAGAGCGAGGUGGUGGUCACGGGGAACAUGGGUAAAUUCGGCCAGAACCGGCGACUGAGGAGCUUGCUGCUGAGUACCGGGGAUCGGGUCCUGGCCGAGGCGGCUUCGCAGGACCGGGUAUGGGGUAUUGGGUUCACCGCUAGGGAGGCUAUGGCGCUUCAGAAGCCGGAACUUUGGGGGGAGAAUAGGCUGGGGAAGGUGUUGAUGGAGGUGAGGCGGCGACUACGGGAGGAGGAGCAAUAG
Messenger RNA from Clonostachys rhizophaga, 537 nucleotides. The record is from the annotation of a GenBank genome assembly. Lineage: Eukaryota; Fungi; Ascomycota; Sordariomycetes; Hypocreales; Bionectriaceae.